ACAAGCCCGUAAGAACCACGUUGACCCUUUGAAAUCAAGAGUGCCCGUAUUCCAGUUGAUAUCAACUAGCACAACUGAAGCGUCAGCAGCACUUUUUUUUGACUUGUCGGGUGGACAUACACCCGGCACAGCCAUGAUGUGGAACUCGUUACUUCUGUUUGCCUCGACCGUUUACAUCGGUAGAGCGUUUUGACGGUGGUAGGUUUACAUACUAAUUGGCUGAAGCGUGGCUCUAGUACUGAGUGUCUUUAAGAUUCUGUACGUAUCGGAAAAGAUGGAAGCGGAAACACGGGGGGUAGGCAGGAGGGUGGUAGACGAGGUCCGGCUCAUGAAUGGUCUGCGGGACGACUUGGCGUCUGCUAUGCAGGACAGGACAGCUCACCGUCUCAGGUUGAGGACGUCAUUUGAGGCACAUCAGUCCACACUAACGCUUAUCGAAGGAGAAAUAGCAACGAUAGGCUCUCAAGUGCUCAGCAGUUCUGAAGCACUUCGACAAGCGAACUUUCUUCUCGAAAAGCUCAGUGUUUCUGCCGUACACCUGCAAAAAACUAGUGAAAUUUUUGAUAGUCAACUCUCGAAAACAAAUCGGAAACUGGAGCAGGAUCAGAAAUGUUUCAAUGAGAUCCGUAAACAGCUUGACAGCUACAAGGACUCCUUCAGAUUGGUGGAGCAAGCGGAAGCUACCAAGGUAGCCGUAGUCGAAAUUCAGGCAAUCAAGACAUCUAAACAAGCACUGGAACGUGAACUAGAGGAAUGCAGAAGUCAAACAAAUGAGCUGGAACAAGAAAAAGAAAGACUUGAGCCGGAACUGGAACGGCAGCGCGCUUCCCUGGUUGCAGCAGCAGAGGCGCAUAGACUCCACCAAACAAGGAACAAAGAACUCUUGGAAGAGCUGCACAGGUUCAAAGAAGAAUACAUUGGUCUUCAGCAACGGCAGAAGAGUCUCGAAGAAAACUUUUCACGGCUUCAAGCGGAGAAGCUGGAGUUCGAGAAAAACGCAUCAGAGCUUAACGAGAAGACAGAUGCCGAAGUGUGUACAGCACAGACGGCCUUAUCAGAGGCAACCUUAAGAUUGCAUGAAACAGCAUCGGACAUCGAAGCAAAGCAAAACGAGCUUGCCAAAAUAGUGGAUCAACGAAAGCAACUGGAUGCUGAGAUGGUUGAGACGACUAGCAGGAUGUACUCUUCAAUCUCAAAGAUGAAUGAAUUGAGAGACAGGGACAACGAAAUUUCAGAGUCACGCAGUACAGUAGAGAAGGACAUCAAAGCUCGAAGACAUGAGCUUGCCCGUCUGAAGUCGGAAUCCAGUAUUAUUGAGGAAUCGAGUGAGGCCAAGGCGAAGCUGAAGACACUACGACAGGAGAUAACUAAAUUGGAAACAAAAUACCAUGAGAACGCGCAGAAGGAGAUCCUGCUGACUGAAAAAUGUAACAUCCUAAGGCAGGAGGCGUGCCAAGCUCAAGCGAGGAUUGAGCAGAGCAUUCUCAAAAAGAAAACAAUGUCGGACUUGGUGACUGCAAAAAAAAGCGAACUACACAGUCUCGAAUCUCUUGUGUCAGAAAUAACUCGUGGAUCAAAAAGACUUGCCGAGGUCAAUAAGCAAGUAACGGAAGCACAGGAGAGUGCGACAGUCUGGGAAACAAACGUGGAGGAAACAGGGGUUCUGCUCAGAGAGAAGCAUGAGGCUGUAGAGCUUUUGAAACUUAGGAAAGAGGAGUUGCGUGAUAUGCAGCACGUGGAAGAAGAAAGACUUGCGGGCCUGGAAAAGCAGAUAAAAGAGGUCAGGGAGCAAAUAAAAGAGGCUGAAGAGAGGGCGAAAACUGCUAAGGAGGAAGUGCAGACUGUGGACCCUAAUGCCGACGACACUGACAUCAUCGAGCUUGAGGCGAAAUUAGAGGCUGACUUAGAUUCAUUCAAAAAGGAUCUCGAGGCGCGCUACCAAGCUACAGUUGAGACAUUACGAGUUGAAUGUAAAGCUCGUUAUCAGUCCUUCCUUACUCGAUCGAUCGAGAGCGAGAAGGAACGACUCCAAGCGGAAUUCUCGAUCCAAGAGAAAGAACUAGAAGCGGAGGUCCUAUCAGUGGCAGAUAUGCGCCUGCAAGCCGGCCAGAAAAAGACACACUUGGAAGCUGAGCACGCGAAUCUGAACUUCGUUAUGUAGUUAACUGCCAGCUGAUGCGGACAUGUUGUCAAUGCUCAUCACUUCGACGUUGCUGUGGAAAAAAUACCUCAUUGACAGUUCCGAGACUCUAUCUUUUUUCAAAUGACAAAAUGAGCGAAGCCCAGUGGUAUUGGAUGCGAAAACUGUGACAUUCGGGCUUCAUAAAGCCGUUGGCAUUGUA
This is a messenger RNA of Toxoplasma gondii ME49, 2342 nucleotides long. RefSeq lists its product as hypothetical. The record is from RefSeq and is a predicted model, not a curated record. The transcript is spliced from 17 exons. The coding region runs from base 275 to 2161 and encodes 628 amino acids. Lineage: Eukaryota; Apicomplexa; Conoidasida; Eucoccidiorida; Sarcocystidae.